UGCAGCCGUGACAAACCACAGACAGACAGACAGACAGACAGCAGAGUCUCUUCUCGCAUCAGCAUCACGGGGUCUAAUCGCUCUUCUCGAUCGUGUAGGAGGAGGCGUCUGUCAACCCUGUGGAGGUCUGUCUGUCCCUCUGUCUGUGUCCGUCUGUCUGCUCGGGAGGCACCACACACUCGUCCUUCGUCUUUAGAGUAGGCUAGUUGUAGUUUGGAGACGAUAAACCGGUUUUACUACCUUUUGGGAGAAUCUCUGCUGUCAUCCCGGAAGACUCAUCACAUUCUCGUCGUAAAGGAAGUGAAAGCGAACAGUUGUGCGUGUUCAUAUUGGAGCCAAUAACCACAGCAGCCAUGGACGCUUUAAUGAAAGGUUUCUCUAAAGCCAAGGAUGGGGUCGUGUUGGCGGCGGAGAAAACCAAGCAGGGAGUGACUGGAGCAGCUGAGAUGACGAAAGAUGGGGUUAUGUUUGUAGGUAACAAAACAAAGGAUGGAGUCACAACAGCUGUGUCUGGAGUGUCUCAGGUGGGUGGAGCAAUGGUUACUGGGGUUACCGCUGUGGCCCACAAAACUGUAGAGGGUGCAGGAAACAUUGCUGCUGCCACCGGAUUGGUCAAGAAGGAUCCUGCCAAACAAACUGACGAAGCUUUAGCAGUACAGGACAUGGCAGAGUCACCGGUUGAUACUGACCCCGCUGAUGUUACAGAGGACGACGAUGAUUGAGAUCUUCACAAUGAAAGAGCAAAGAUCCGUUAUCGAAGAUCAAUGAUCGAAACAUUCCAUGUCGCUCUGCCAAGUCCCGUUGUGCCUCGUUUUGGUCCUUUAUGGAGUCUGUGCCCAACGUUUGUGUGCGUGUGUGUUUCUGUCUGUGUGUCUGUACAGCAGUGUAUGUGUAAUGUUGUAAAGAAAGAGGUGAGUGUGUGUGUGUGUGUGUGUGUGUGUGUGUGUGUGUGUCUUUUACACAUCAGUCCUAAAAGGGACCAGAUGUCAUUUACAGUGUGUAUGUGUUUGUCUUUAUGUAUGUUUCUUGUCAACUGUAUGGCUAUGUCAAUAACUCAAACAUGGAAAUGUACCACUUCAAGCACCUAAGUGUCUCUAUAUAAAUUACCAAUUUACAGUAAUCUGUUUGAAAUGGAAGCAUAAUGAUAAUCUCUAUUUUUGUCUGUAAACCGUCACUGUUUUUUGCGGUGGACUAUAUAAAGUGCUAAGCUAUUUGUGCAUUCAUAUUGUAUUUUUUAAGUUAUCACUGCUGUAACAAAAAUGUCAUAUUGAAUGGACUUUUGGAAACCAAGAGCAUGUACAACUACUCUGCUUGUGAUAUGGAUUUAUUUGGAGUUAAAUGUUUAAUAAAAUGUGUAAAAAAAAGAAAAA
Molecule: messenger RNA, 1370 nt
Organism: Trematomus bernacchii (emerald rockcod)
Lineage: Eukaryota; Metazoa; Chordata; Actinopteri; Perciformes; Nototheniidae
Product: alpha-synuclein-like
Exons: 6
Coding region: 354-722 (122 amino acids)
Biological process (GO): chemical synaptic transmission; synapse organization; synaptic vesicle endocytosis
Cellular component (GO): axon terminus; cytoplasm; neuronal cell body
Molecular function (GO): cuprous ion binding
Source: RefSeq, a predicted model, not a curated record